AUGGCUUUUCAUCACAUCAAGGUUAAUCAUGUUUGUUGUGAAUAUGCGUCAGUCAAGAAUGACAAGAGUGAACUCUUACGAGCAUGUGUCAUAGCAAACUUUCAAGAAAACACCGUGACCUUCUGGCCUCCAUCUCAUGGUGACUCCGAACACAUGUAUGUCGAUGCCACUCCCCUUACAAGCGUCCAGUGGCUGCAGGACUGCUCUUUACAUAACAGUCUACUGCUGCAAGAAUUGUUCAUUGAAAUUACACUGAUCAUAGAGAAAAAUUAUAAACUUUCUCUUUUUCUUCCCAAACAGGACCAAUUUGACAACUUAGAAAAACACACACAAUGGGGAAUUGAUAUUCUUGAGAAAUACAUCAAAUUUGUAAAGGAAAGAACAGAGAUUGAACUCAGCUAUGCAAAGCAACUCAGGAAUCUUUCAAAGAAAUAUCAACCUAAGAAAAACUCAAAGGAAGAGGAAGAAUACAGAUAUACAGCAUGCAAAGCCUUCCUUUCCACCUUGAAUGAGAUGAAUGACUACGCAGGACAGCAUGAGGUCAUCUCCGAGAACAUGACCUCCCACAUCACUGUGGAGCUGGCUCGAUACGUCCAGGAACUGAAGCAGGAGAGAAAAUCGGUAACAAAACCUUGGUUUUUCUUCCCAAGAACCAGAAAUAAUGAAAAUACCCCCUGAAACUUUAGCAUGAAA
Erinaceus europaeus (western European hedgehog) is the source of this 693-nucleotide messenger RNA. RefSeq lists its product as uncharacterized. The record is from RefSeq and is a predicted model, not a curated record. NCBI's taxonomy places the organism in Eukaryota, Metazoa, Chordata, Mammalia, Eulipotyphla, Erinaceidae. The transcript is spliced from 7 exons. The coding region runs from base 1 to 678 and encodes 225 amino acids.